AUGGAGCCCCCGGAUCGCUCCAAGCCCAGCAGGCAGGACAACCCUGAGGGAGAUGAAUCCGGGCAGAGCUCCCGGACGGAGGAAACCUGGGAUUCGCCCAGUGAGGAAGAGGAACAUCUGUACGCUACAUCACCCCCUUAUACCCCACGUCAGAUGAAACGAAUGUCUGGCAAACAUCAGAAAAGCAACCAAUCAAGAAGUGGUGGACGUUCUCCCAGCAAACCCGACCUCAGCCCAUCAGUCCUGAAAGAAAGCCCCCGACCAGCGGAGACACCAGAGGAGCACAGCUACAAGCAGGGCAAGAAACAGAGGGCCACCCUGCGCAACACUGAGAGAGAUCAUAAGAAAACCUUUGAGGACUCAUUCAUGCUGGAUCCGCUGUCUAAGUCGGGCCCCUUUGGUGCCAUCAACAUGGACCCCAGGAAGCACUACCUAAGCUUGGGCUGCAGCAGUUGCAAACUCCCUGUGUCCAUGCCCCACAUCUCCCGCACCCAUCGGCAGACCUCUCGGACAGACUGUCCCGCAGACCGCCUGAAGUUCUUCGAGACACUGCGGCUGCUUCUCAAGCUUACGUCAAUGUCGUCUAAGCGCAAAGAGAAAGAGCAGCGAGGCCAGGAGAUCAUGGCGUUCAUGGGGCAUAACAAUGAAGUCAUUUGGUUGGAGCUACAGGCGUGGCAUGCGCGCCGCUCCAUCAGCGAUCAGGAUUUCUUCCUCUACACCGCCCGCCAGGCCAUCCCCGACCUUAUUAACGAGGUGCUACAUUUCAAAGUGAACUACGACAGCCUGAGACAGGCUCAGUGUUCAGGGUCCCCAACAUUACAACCUAUUAGGACUGAUUCUAAUCGAGGCGUGAAAAAUGAACGUGCGUCCACUCUAGUGGAGCCUAACCACUGUGGAGUCGAUCCAUGGGGCUUUAGUGCUUGCCCCUCCACUGCCAUGAAUGCAGCGGAGCCUCUUGGUUCUGGUGCUGACUGCAGAGAUCACCUACAGAGGCAACGUCUGGCUUUUGACCAGGUCAAGCGAGUUAUGGAACUGCUAGAGUAUGUGGAAGCACUAUACCCCUCGUUGCAAGCCCUGCAAAGGGACUAUGAAAAGUAUGCUGCGCGAGACUUCCAGGGCAGAGUGCAGGCGCUCUGUUUGUGGCUCAACAUAACCCAGGACCUCAACCAGAAACUGCGCGUCAUGGCCACUGUCCUGGGCCUCCGGGACCUGUCUCGCAUCGGCUGGCCCGUCUUCGAGAUCCCGUCACCUCGCUGCUCCCGUGGCAACGAGGAAGACGACAAUGAGGAGGACGAGGAGAAUGACUCCACCGCCACGUUUACAGCGGAAAGUGAAGACGGGGAGGACAGGGAUGCUGAGGAGGAAGCAGAGGAUGAGACCGUGGCAUGUAUUUUUGCUGAGGGGGAGCUAUCACCCACUCGGACUCCCAAAUUCGCUCAGUCACCAUCAGAGGAGUUUCUUCCUAUGGCAGCGUUGGGGAGUCCAGAGGCAGCGGGAGAAGGGGGCAUGUUCUGCCCCACAGCAAUAUACAGGCCCUUUGUGGAUAAAGCACUGAAACAGAUGGGACUGCGCAAACUAAUUCUCAGACUGCACAAAUUGAUGGACCGCUCUCUCCAAAGGUCACGAGCAGCCCUGUUGUGCCACACACCUGCACUGGAGUUUGCCGACUUCCCUGACCCAAUGCUGUACAACGACUACCUGCCGGAGCUGUCCCGCCUCGGUUCCUGCAGUGCUUCGGCUGACCCCGAACUCUGCGCGGACCAGGUGUCGUGGGAGGAUUUGCUGGACAUGGACCUCCCAUCUUUCCGGCCAGCCUUCCUCGUGCUCUGCAGAGUCCUCCUCAAUGUCAUCCACGAGUGCCUAAAACUGCGAUUGGAGCAGAGACCUGCUGGAGAACCUUCUCUACUCAGUAUCAAACAGUUGGUCCGUGAGUGUAAGGAGGUUCUCAAAGGCGGUCUCCUUAUGAAGCAGUAUUAUCAAUUCAUGCUGCGCGGCGUAGUCACAGAUGCUCAGGGCCUCCAGACCAAUACCAACAUUGAUGAGUUUGAGGAGGACCUACACAAGAUGCUUGUGGUUUACUUUGAAUACAUGCACAGUUGGAUUCAAAUGUUGCAGCAGCUGCCUCAGGCCUCUCACAGUUUAAAGAACCUGCUCGAAGAAGAGUGGCACUUCACCAAAGAUAUCACCCCCUACAUCCGUGGAGGGGAGGCUCAGUCUGGGAAGCUUUUCUGUGACAUUGCUGGGAUGCUGCUCAAAUCUACUGGAGAGUUCCUUGAUGCUGGCCUACAAAAGAGUGGCAAUGAGUUCUGGGAAAGUGCCGACGACAGCACUGCUUCUGAUGAAAUUAGGCGCUCGGUGAUCGAGACCAGUCGUUCACUUAAAGAGCUGUUUCAUGAGGCCAGAGAACGAGCGUCCAAGGCGCUGGGUUUUGCCAAAAUGUUACGCAAGGACUUGGAAGUUGCUGCUGAUUUUAGAAUCACCAAUGGAGUGCCUUCACUCCUGGAAGCUCUCAAGAAGAGAAACUAUGUUAAGGUCCAGAUUCCCGGCCUGGAAGAGCUGCAAGUGUUUGUUCCCUGUGGCCUGCUGGCUCAGCGGCCGCUCAUUCUGCAGUUGCUCAAUGCCGCUGCGGGAAAAGACUGCUCCAAAGAACCCGAUGAUAUGACGGAGGAUGAGGCAUUCCUGCUCAUGAGCAAACACCGGACCACGGUCUUGACGACCGAUUCGGAAUGGGCCCAGUGGGACGGAGAGCUACUUAAACUGGUUCCCACAAUGGAAAUUGUCGACACUUUGAGGGCCAUGAAGGUGGAGAACAUGCUCUUGAUCGUGAUGCAGUCGGCUCACCUAGUGGCUCAGCGGAAGGCAGUUCAGCAGUCCAUGGAGGAUGUGCUCACUCUCAGCCGCGAGCAAACAUCCAGUCAGCCUCUGAUCGCAAGUGCUCUGGAGGAGCUCAAGGAUGAAGCCCUGCAGCUCUGCAUCAAGAUCAGUUCGGCCAUCGACCGAGUGGAGUUCACAUUGGAGUUUGAGGUUGAGGUGGAUGAGUCUGAGUCGUCCACUCUACAGCAGUACUACAGAGAGGCAAUGAUCCAAGGCUACAAUUUUGCCUUUGAGUACCACAAGGAAGUGGUGCGGCUCAUGUCAGGGGAGUACAGGCAGAGGAUCGGUGAACGCUACAUAGCCUUUGCUCGCAAGUGGAUGACGUAUGUCCUGACUAAGUGUGAGAGUGGCCGGGGUACCAAGCCCAGGUGGGCCACACAAGGGUUUGAUUUUCUUCAAGCGAUUGAGCCUGCCUUUAUAUCAGCAUUACCAGAGGAUGACUUCCUGAAUUUACAAGCUCUGAUGAACGAAUGCAUUGGACACGUGAUUGGGAAACCUCAUAGCCCGGUCACUGGCCUAUAUGUUGGGCCCAGAAAUAGCCCUCGGCCUGUUAAAGUCCCUCGCUGUCACAGUGACCCACCAAAUCCAAAUCUCUUCAUCCCCAAUGCUGAACCUUUCAGCUCUCGAAGUCUCCCCUGUGACCUCCGGAAUCAGCUUUUCCCCAACGGCCCUCGGCCUAUCCCACAGGGCCCGGGGGAACACGGACACGCCAAAGCUCCUGGCAGCACCCCCAAUGACGUCAGGGGAUCCAGUUUCCACGAGAACGACCGCUUGUCAUCAGUUGCCGCUGAGUUGAAUUUCAAGUCGCUGAGCCGCCAUUCAAGCCCCACAGAGGAUCGAGAAGAACCUUCUUAUCCAAAGGGCGAUUCCAAUAGCACCACGCGCAGGAGCUGGGAGCUCCACACCUUUAUUAGCCAAUCCAAAGAUUCUGCGGCUCGGCAGAGCCCAUUGGAAGCUGUCCGGCGCUCCAUCCGUAAGUUUGAAGAGAAACGCUAUGCCGUGAUGAAGCAGCGCAACAUCAUUGGUCAAGUGUGUAACACGCCCAAGUCCUAUGACAAUGUGAUGCACGUCGGCCUCAGAAAGGUUACCUUCAAGUGGCAGAGGGGAAACAAGAUUGGUGAGGGCCAGUAUGGGAAAGUGUACACCUGCAUCAAUGUGGACACUGGAGAACUCAUGGCCAUGAAAGAGAUUAGAUUCCAGCCAAAUGAUCACAAAACUAUCAAAGAGACAGCUGAUGAACUAAAAUUAUUUGAAGGCAUCAAGCACCCAAACCUGGUCCGUUACUUUGGAGUGGAGCUUCACAGGGAGGAGAUGUACAUCUUCAUGGAAUAUUGUGACGAGGGCACACUGGAAGAGGUGUCCAGACUGGGACUGCAGGAGCACGUCAUCAGACUCUACAGUAAACAGAUCACCACCGCCAUCAAUGUCCUCCAUGAACACGGGAUCGUCCACAGAGACAUCAAGGGAGCCAACAUUUUUCUGACGUCUUCUGGCCUCAUCAAACUGGGCGACUUUGGCUGCUCUGUCAAGUUACGGAACAACACUCACACUAUGCCAGGCGAAGUCAACAGCACCCUUGGGACAGCUGCAUACAUGGCACCUGAGGUCAUCACCAGAGCAAAAGGGGAAGGUCAUGGCAGAGCAGCAGACGUAUGGAGUUUAGGCUGUGUCCUCAUUGAGAUGGUCACAGGAAAGAGACCUUGGCAUGAGUAUGAGCACAACUUUCAGAUCAUGUACAAAGUUGGCAUGGGCCACAAGCCCCCCAUCCCAGAGAAGCUGAGUACUGAGGGCAAGGACUUCCUGGGCCACUGUCUGGAGAGCGAACCAAAGCAACGAUGGACGGCGAGCAUGCUGCUUGACCACCCCUUCGUCAAGGUUUGUACAGAUGAAGAGUAA
Messenger RNA from Nerophis lumbriciformis (worm pipefish), 4770 nucleotides. The record is from RefSeq and is a predicted model, not a curated record. Lineage: Eukaryota; Metazoa; Chordata; Actinopteri; Syngnathiformes; Syngnathidae.